Messenger RNA from Physella acuta, 4391 nucleotides. RefSeq lists its product as uncharacterized. NCBI's taxonomy places the organism in Eukaryota, Metazoa, Mollusca, Gastropoda, Physidae. The record is from RefSeq and is a predicted model, not a curated record.
GAAUAAUAAACCUAAAUCAAUGGCUAAAUAUAUUAAUAUAGGCCAGAAAUUAACUUUAAACAUCAGUGUCUGCAAGCAAGAUUUGCUAUAUAAACAGCAGCCAUUUGUAAAAUAGAGUGACUUCCGCCUGAAUCUCGCGCUAUAAGUCUAUAAAAAUAAAACUUUAACAAGAUGGCUGCUAUAGUAAAUGAGCAUGGUUGCAUCUGUUGGAAACAUCGCUGGUGUUCAUUUAUUACUGAAAAGUUUUAAUUCAAUUGUUUAAAAACAGAUACAAUGAAGACUACAUGGAGUCUACCUUGUCUAUUAGUCAACAAAAACACACUGUUUAUUCUUAUUUGUUUGGUAAAAGACACUUUGAGUGCCUGUACAGCCAACAGCUCCCAGACUUUUGAUGUUAUUGAAGAAAGUAAUUACGACAGGACCUACGCCUCCAUCACUGAGGAUGGGAAGCGGCCGCUGGGUUUCAUGAAGGCAACCUGGUUCUACAACCAGCCAGACAACCCUUGUGUCCAAAUUACAGCAGCAGCCAACAAAAGAGUUGAAUUAAUGUAUGAAACAGUACCAAAGGCCAAGUUAUGUGUCAGUUUCCAAGGACCAAAACUCUGCUCAGAUUCAGGAACAGGUCAACAGUACCAAUGUUUCCUUGCCCAAACCAAUGUGGUCAGGCUGGAGUUUUCUGGAGACACGGGAGUGGAGUCUGACAUCCAGUUUUGGUAUCGAUUGGUUAUAGGACCAGAGAGUGCUACAGACCCCAAUGACUACUGGUGUGAUGGACGAACUAAAGAUGAGUUUCCGUCCUCUCUGAAGGAGCUGCCCCAAGACUACCCCCUCAAUCUGGCCCCCACCCAGGCUUACAACACAGGGGACAGCCACACCCAGCCCUGCUGCCUUCUUUUCAUUUCUCUGUACAUCACUCUCUAUCAUAUUGUGGCUGGUAACUUUAUGUAGCUAAACCAUCUCUUUACAUCACUCUCUAUCAUAUUGUGGCUGUUAACGUUAUGUAGCUAAACAAUCUCUUUACAUCACUCUCUAUCAUAUUGUGGCUGGUAACGUUAUGUAGCUAAACAAUCUCUUUACAACCUUGUCAGUAGUCUUAUCAUCCAUGGCUUUAAAACUAUUAACAAACACUAGAACUUGGUUAACAUUUGAUUUUAUUUUUUUUUCAAUUUUAAUUCCAAUAACAUCUAGGUUUGAACAUUUCAAAUGUAUAUUGAUAGAUACGUCUCUAGUGAUGAUCAGUGUGUUCACUUGAUUGUUUGAGGCCGUCGGCCAUCUUUGAAAUAAAUCUUUCAUAUAGUGCAGGGGUCUCCAAACUGCGGACCGGAUGCGGCCCGCGAGGUCUUCUCAUCCGGCCCGCGGUGAUCUUUUUGUCCUCGGAAAAAAAAUUGUUUGUUAGAGGUGGCUGAGGAGUGAGGAGCUUUGCCCAGAAUACUCAAAACAAUUUGAAAAUGUAGAUUUGGGUGCAAGUACCAUUGCCCGUCGUGUUGCAGACAUUGGUGAAAACAUUGUAACUCUAAUAGCGAAAAAUACAAGCAAGUUUCACUAUUUUUUAAUUGCAAUGGAUGAGUCGCUGGACUACUGUUCCACAUCUCAACUGCUUAUGUUCAUUACAGGUGUGGAUGAAGACAAUAACAGCACAAAAGUUGGCUUCCCUACAUAACUUGUAUGGCACUGUUACCGGAGAUGAUAUAUUCAAUGAGAUUAAAAAAACAUUUGCUAGUUAAAACUUGGACUGGACUAACCUCAGCUGAAUGUUGAUGGAGGAAAGUACAUGAGUGGCUUAAAGAAAGGCUUGGUUGGACAAGGGAAUGAGAAAAACAUUCUACAACCAAUGUUCCUACAUUAUUCACCAUCAAGGUCUGUGUGCUUAAUAUAUGGGCAUUAGCAGUGGACUGAAUACAGUGGUGAAGAUGGUGAAUUUAAUAAAGCCACAUGGGCUCAACCAUAGAUAGUUCAGAGAUGUAUUGAAAGAUACAAACACAGAAUUGCAAGAUGUACCCUAUUAUUCAGCAGUAAGAUGGCUAACUUGUGAGAACAUUUUGAGCAGAGUAUUCAGGUUAAGAAAGGAAAUAGGUGACUUCCUGGAAAGUAAAGGCAAGCUACAGCCAUUAAUAUCUGAUGAAGAGAUGGUAUAGAAAUUGGCCUCUGCUGCAGAUGAAACUAGUCAUUUCAAUUUUCUGAACCUAAAACUACAAGAGAGGGAAAUCUAGUUUCUGAUCUAUACACCCAUCUAAAGGCUUUCAGAUCCAAACUUGUCAUGUUUUUGGAACAAGUUCAAGCCAACAACUUGACGCACUUUCAGCAGUGCUAGGUCUUCGUGGCUGAAGCAACCACAGAGUUCCCUACGUCAUUUGCAUGCGAGAUCAUCAAAGACCCCCAGCUGCAGUUUCAGUAGCGGUUUUCUGACUAGGAUUCAAAGGCAAAAGAAGUGAGACUGUUUCAAAGCCCAUUUGAAGCAAAUGUAACCAGUUGCCCAGAUGAACUGCAGAUGGAGGUUAUUGGGUUGCAAGAAAAUAACUUCCUUAGAGACAAGUUUUAAAAACGGCGGGUGUUUUUUUGUAAGUGUUUGCCCAAGAACAAACUUGGACCUCGAGUGUGUUGUCGGCCCCCGACAGCGUUUCUUUCAGACUUUUUUCUCGCAUGGUGGGGUGGGGUGGAAGGUGUGGGGGCGGUAAAAAUCUGAAUAUAUUUCGAUACAAAUUAUAUUUCGUGGGGGGGGGGGGGGGGGGGGAUCCGCCACCCCACAGAUAUCCAUGGAAGAAACUCUGGCCCCCGAACUGAUAUUUGAUAGUUAACGCGGCCCUCGGGCUGAAAAGUUUGGAGACCCUGAUCUAGUGCAAAGAAUUGAUUUGGCACAAUGAAAGUAUUUUGUUGGGUUGUUGCUGUUUUUGUAAUGUAACACUACCAAUGUAACACUACCAAUGUAACACUACCAAUGUAACACUAACAAUGUAACACUAACAAUGUAACAAUACCAGUGUAACUACCAAUUUUACAUUUCUUGUCAAAUUAUGUUUGGGUUGACACUUAAACUUGCAGUGUCUCACACUCAAUCACACACAAUCACAUACAUUACAAUCACGCAACAGAUAUUCACAUAUUUCCAUAGGCCAGUCUAGAUCCACUGCCCAAAUAUUGCUGUUAUUCAGAUAACAGAUUCAAACUUUAGACAUCACACUGACCAACACAACAACUGACCAACACAACAGCUGACCAACACAACAACUGACCAACACAACAACUGACCAACACAACAACUGACCAACACUACAACUGACGUAGCUAUGUUUCCCAUGAAGAAACAUUUUGAAAAGCUCUCUAAAGGGACCUGACUUGGAUGGAGAACUAGGAAAGUUUGUCAACAUGGUUUUCUCCCUUUGGUGGGCGGAUCUCAUGAUGUCUCCCUACCACAACAACGCGACAUAACUUUAUUCUGCUUGUAUAUUUUAAAACUGUUUUCCUUUAUAUUGAACUUCAUUGUGGGUUAUUUGUACCAGUGGUGUUUUACUUUAUAUAAGCCAUGGGCUUUACUACAUGGUGAACGAUAUUAGUGACAAAGAAAAGAAAAACUAAAUAACUAAAAAUCCGACACAUUUAACAUAACAUAGGUUAACAAUACCUAUUAGAACAACCAAAUUAUAUAUAUAAUUAGUCAACACAGCACCUUAUUAAAUGCACACACUGAUUAAGAGACUUAAAUGACACAGUUAAAAAUCCGGCUAUUCAGUGGUAUUUAUGUUUUUUUAAAGUAAUUUGUAUUAAUUUUGGCUGUGAAAAUAGUAUACAUUUCAUAGCGUACUUCUUUAUAAGUUGAUCUAAAUCAAAUUUGAAAUAAAUAGUUAAUGUCUUCAAGUUCUAAAAUUGGAAGAUGACGGCAUUAGUGUUGUGUACUUUCCGUAGUUUAAAAAAGUGGGGCAUGUGACGUCAUUGUUUUUUGCGUGCUUGUCACAAUAAUAAACACUUUUCCAGUUGCCUAAGUAAAAAUGUUUUUCUACAUUCCAAUAAGCCUUUAUUUUUAUUUUAUUUCUUUAAAUAAAAUUUAGUUUAUACAUUUAAAACAUCCAAUAUAUUAUUUUCAAUAAAAGUCCGUAUCUUUAACUUUAAGUUCUCCAUAUAUCGCUGAAGAUACUGAUAGACUCGGGACAUAUUUUGCGGACAGAAAGAGAAGUGCGUCAUGGGCUUGUAUAUAUUUGGAUUGAAAAUCCUUGUGGGUUAUUUGUAUCAGUGGGUUUUUUCUUCUAUUGUACUAGGUUUUUUUUUCACGGUAACAUUUUUCUACACAUUUUUUUCUAAAACUUUUCUACACAAUUUACUACAGAUUAUCACACUUCGAACUGAGCAGGUCUCAGGCAAUAUUGAAAAAUAAUAAACAUAUUUAAAUGAGCUUCUUA